Messenger RNA from Eptesicus fuscus (big brown bat), 1649 nucleotides. RefSeq names its product phenylalanyl-tRNA synthetase 2, mitochondrial (gene FARS2). The transcript is spliced from 7 exons. The record is from RefSeq and is a predicted model, not a curated record. Gene Ontology annotation, molecular function: tRNA binding; ATP binding; phenylalanine-tRNA ligase activity. Bases 188 to 1561 code for a protein of 457 amino acids. Gene Ontology annotation, biological process: phenylalanyl-tRNA aminoacylation. Gene Ontology annotation, cellular component: cytoplasm; mitochondrion. NCBI's taxonomy places the organism in Eukaryota, Metazoa, Chordata, Mammalia, Chiroptera, Vespertilionidae.
GCUCGGGGCUACCGACCAAGGGGCCUCCCGGGCAAGGCCCGCCUUUUUGUCAAAAUGGCAGCGCCCAGCGUCCCCCGGUGGGCGCGCUGAGGUGGGUGUGAGAGCCUUCCCCAGGAGAGUCAGCGGGCCCGCCGCGCUCCAGAUUUGCCACCCCCCGGCCCGUGUCUCCCGGCGAGCGGUGGAAUCCAUGAAAGAAGUUUCCACAAUGGUUUGUUCAGCUCUCAGAAGAGUUGCCCAUGUGCGUGUCUACCUGGUGAGGACGGCAAGUAGUGUCUCCAGAAGCCACCAGCAUCCGGCCUUGGGCUCCAGGCCUGCUACUUCAGAGUCUGCUGCCCGAGGAGCUCCAGGUAGUGUGGUGGAGCUGUUGGGUCAGUCCUACCCUCAGGAUGACUACAGCAAUCUCUCCCAGAAAGUCCUCUCCAGAGUUGGCAGAAAUCUGCACAACCAGCAGCAUCACCCUCUUUGGCUGAUCAAGGAGAGGGUGAAGGAGCACUUCUACAAGCAAUAUGUGGGCCGCUUUGGGACUCCGCUGUUCUCGGUCUAUGACAACUUUUCUCCGGUGGUCACGACCUGGCAGAACUUUGACAGCCUGCUCAUCCCAGCUGAUCACCCCAGCAGGAAGAAGGGAGACAACUAUUACCUGAAUCGGACUCACAUGCUCCGAGCGCACACCUCUGCACACCAGUGGGACCUGCUGCAUGCUGGGCUGGAUGCCUUCCUGGUGGUGGGUGAUGUUUACAGGCGUGACCAGAUCGACUCCCAGCACUACCCAGUUUUCCACCAGUUGGAGGCUGUCCGGCUCUUCUCCAAGCACCAGUUAUUUGCUGGUAUAAAGGAUGGAGAAAGCUUGCAGCUCUUUGAACAAAGUUCUCGUUCUGCCCAUAAACAAGAGACACAUACCAUGGAGGCCUUGAAGCUCGUAGAGUUUGACCUUAAGCAAACACUUACGAGGCUUGUGACACAUCUUUUUGGAGAUGGUUUGGACAUUAGAUGGGUAGACUGCUACUUUCCUUUUACUCACCCUUCCUUUGAGAUGGAGAUCAACUUCCAUGGGGAAUGGCUAGAAGUUCUUGGCUGUGGAGUGAUGGAACAACAACUGGUAAAUUCAGCUGGUGCUCAAGAUAAAAUUGGCUGGGCCUUUGGCCUAGGAUUAGAAAGACUGGCCAUGAUCCUCUAUGACAUCCCUGACAUCCGCCUCUUCUGGAGUGAGGAUGAGCGCUUCCUGAAGCAGUUCCAUGUGUCUGAUAUCAACCAGAAGGUGACAUUUCAGCCUCUUAGCAAAUAUCCUGCUGUGAUAAAUGACAUUUCAUUCUGGUUGCCCUCGGAGAAUUACACAGAAAAUGAUUUCUAUGACUUAGUACGAACAAUUGGAGGAGAUUUGGUGGAAAAAGUUGAUCUUAUAGACAAGUUUGAACAUCCAAAGACACACAAGACCAGCCACUGCUACCGCAUCACCUACCGCCACAUGGAGCGGACGCUGUCCCAGAGGGAGGUGACGCGCGUCCACCAGGCCGUGCAGGAGGCCGCGGUGCAGCUGCUGGCCGUGGAGGGCAGGUUUUGAUGGCGCAGCGGCACCGGGGAUGCGGCCCUCGGGCUCUCGGAUUCGCUGAAGAACAAAAAAAAGGAUAUUGUUUUGAUAAAAGGGUCAA